UUUACUUGUUUAUCGCGAGCGACGGAGUGACGGUCGAGUCGCGAUUGCCGCCCCAACCCAGACGUGAGUGCAUUUAUUUCAGGAACCGGUAUUAUUUUUUUUUACCGAACGCAUGAAUUAAAUUAAAUAAAAAUAAUAUUAGAAUAAUUUUCGUAAUAGUAUCAGUAACGUUAUUUAUAUUUUAACAAUCAUGUCUCGCGUUUCGUCGCUUUGCGCGGCUGUCGUUUUAUUCUUCGUCGUUGUCGGGGCCUCGUCCAACGAUCUCGAAGGUCCGGUGGAUCAUGGCUACCCGAAGACUUGGAUCGCUAACUUAUUCUACGAAGCGCUGGCGAACUUUACCGGCCCCAUGGACGUCGGCAGUACAGCAUGCCGCCAACAGACGCAGAUGUACAUCAGACACUUGAAAAACGAUUCGCUGUGGGCCGUGAAGAUGUCUGAUUCAUGGAGUCGGUAUCCCAGUGGCCUACUCGUCGGUACCACACAUCAGAUGGGCGUGUAUGAGGAGUGUAUCAAAGUGCACCAUCCAGUUAAGGGUAAAUACUGUGUACCAUCCGUUAAAAUCAGUUCGUCGACCGUCACAGAUUUUGUGUCGGGAAUAAACGACCAACCACAUGAGAACAGCCAUGCCUGGCAUGAAAUACUUGGGUUUGUAGAUCGCGACAACCGAUUGCGCAGAAAUGUCAUGAAAUUCGGUAUUUGCAUACCAGCCGCUUGUACCGCAGACGACCUCCAGGUUACGCUGCAAAAGGAAUUUGACACACACUUCCUACCACACCGGAUCAACGCUCAAGUCCAAGUUGAAUCAAUAUUGUGUUCGACGGACAAGGACGAGUAUCCAUACGAUAAUGGAUAUUAUUUGACCAGUUUACUAGUUGGAUUUAUAUUCUCUUUUUGCUGCUUAUCGACGGCGUACCAUUUGAUAAUAAUAAUACGGAGUAACAAUGGAAAAAAGAGUAAAAUGCCGGAAAUAUUCAACAUGUUCUCCAUAAUUCGUAACUCCAGAGAUUUGAUCAAGUACAACAGAAACAACGAUUUGAACAUAUUCAAUGGGCUAAAGGUUUUGACUAUGAUUGUGGUACUGUUCGGCCAUAAAUUUCUGUACUUCGUAAUAAAUCCGAUCACGUACGGGAUGCAUCUUGAAAAGUUGUAUAAGGAAGGACCGGAUUUCUUAUUGACGUCCAUGAAUUUGAUCGAUCCGUUUUUUUACAUUGCUGGUUAUUUAAUGUACAUCAUGCUGAUUCCGCAAUUCAAUAAGCCCGGCACCAAUUGUUUCCAGAUAGUUAUGGUGAUCGUUUACAAAUAUCUGAAGGUUCUACCAUCGUACUUGAUCGUAAUGCUGAUGACGGCUUUCAUCAUACCUCACUUGGGCAACGGACCGUUUUGGGCUUCGAGAAUAUGGCCAGAAGCGGAUAAUUGCAAAAACUAUUGGUGGGCUAAUCUAUUAGCAGUCAGCAACUUCAUACCAGUCGAAAAUCAAUGUCUCAUUGCCGGCUGGUAUGUGUCGUGUCUGCUACAGUUUCUCGUCAUCGGUACCAUCGUGGUUUACGUGUACGUCAAACAUCGAAAAAUUGGAAUAUCUUUAAUUGUUAUUCUAUUGUGUGCGUCGUUGGCAAUAUCGUUUAUUACAACUUACGUCAACCAAGCGUACGGAAUAAUUCGAGUAAUGUAUUCGUUUUUGGAGAAUCCAAGUAACUCAAUGGAGUUCAGUAAUUUCUACAGACCAUUUUUCUAUCGGGGUACGCCUUUCUACGCAGGAAUGCUUGCUGGCGUCGUUGUGAAAGAGCUGAAGAAACGAGAAAUAAAAUUUUCCACGCCGGUCGUCUAUGUUGGGACUCUGAUAGUCAUCGUCGUUUGCACUUGGGUCCAGUUGUAUGGUGCGGUGUUCCAUGACGUGAACAGACCAUACGACGCUUUUGAACAGGCAUUGUAUUCAGUUUUCAGCCACUGCACGUGGGCCGUCAUAUUAUUCUGGGUCACUAUGUGUCAUUUCACCACCGGUUACGGUCCAAUAGAAAAACUGUUCAACAACAGAUUAACGGUGCCACUAGGCAGAUUAUCCUAUACAGUUUAUCUCGUCAACAUCACUGUCAUGAUGAUGAUAGAAAGUAAACAAAGAACGGCCGUAACCCCUUCAUCAAACUUGUUGAUUGAUGGAUGGAUUGUUGGAGGUUUUAGGACAUACAUGGUGGGCACUUUGCUAUAUCUGAUCAUCGAAGCACCGUCGGGGCAUUUGAUCAAAAAAUUAUUGUUCGGAAAGAAACACGAAAAAAGCGAUCACAUCGGCAGUGCGGUAACGCCAAAUCGGACAGACGCCAACAACGCCACUACAAAUUCAGAACAAAAGAAUUCCUCACGACUGUAAAUGCGUAUUUAUUUACACAUUUUAUGAGCGUAUAAUAUUCUAGUAUAUUAAUAAUAUUAUGUACAUGGUGUGUCAAUUAUGUAUGUCUCCCGUUGAUAAUUUUCAUUCAAUAAUUAAUAUUUUUUAAGUUGAUGUGCGUGUAGGUAUACGUUUUCGGAUAAUCUAUAUCAAGCGUGUUACUGAAUAGGAUCUCAAUGUUUAACACUAUUAUUACCUAUUCAGUUCGCCUGAAUUUGACGUACAUCCAAACUUUGUUUUCAUACAUAGUUUAGUAACAAUAAUAUUUUACUUUUAAGUACUAUUAUUAGUUAGAAUCAAUUUUAGUGAAUAUAUCCAUUCAAAAUAUCUAUAAUUAUUAAUUUCCACAAAUAGUUAAGUACCUACCUAUAGAAUAUAUUAUUAAAAAAGACAAACACGUUGAGACACCAUGUAUUUUGUACAUAAUAUAUACAUAUAAUAUAUUAUAUAUAUAUAUAUAAUAGGUCUGUAAAUUGUACAAAUGUAUUUUAUUGUUUAUUUUUAUAUUAUGAUAUUUUAUUGUAAUAUAUAGGUACGUAAAUACUAAGUAGUAUAAUAAAAUUGAGGUAAAAUAGAAAUCUAUUUCGUCUAGCCGAGGCUUAUCGCCCACCGAAAACAUCAUUAUAUAUAUUAUUUUAUUAUUAUAGUGCAACGGUCAUGAUUUUUAAGGUGUAUUUUUGAUGAAACAAUCGUAAAAAAAAACAAAAUAAGAUAAUCAAACAAUUUUAGGAUAUGUAAUGGAUAAUUAGCAGUGAUGUACUAUGUAGGUAUACAACUUUUGGCCGUUGCGGGUAACACGAAAUGUGUUCACCGAAUAAUAAACUCGCAAUAACAAUUUUACGGGUCCGGUAUAGCGCGUAUUCCGACAAUUUUAUUAUACGGCGCUCGUUUCGUUAAAUACAGUAAUACAACCUUCACAACAGCAACUACAAAAGCAAUAAUAAUAAUAAUAAACGAUACGACUUAGUAGGACUUACCAGAAGUCUGUCCGCGUAACGACACGUGAGCGCUUUUUGUUAUAACUGCCGAGGACUUGACGGUGACAGAUUUGAAGGAUAUAGUAUUUUUUCAUUUGUUUUGGAUGAUUUACUAGAAGCUUAAGAAUGAAAUGUUUUGGGUAUAACAGAAAGAACUGACUAAUUUAACAAACUAACCUGAUAAAAAACAUUUUUAAUAUUUGGAGCAAAAUUUACCGAUUACAUAGUCAAUUACACACAUUUUGUCAAUUAUCUCGGCAGGACUCGAAGGUACAAUGUUGUCUUUUUGUUUUAAUCUAAAUAUUAUACAAGAUAUUCCGUUGACUGUUAUAUUUCUCUAGUUAUUAACGUUUCUGAUUUUUUUUUUUUUUUUAUGCACCCAAUUUAAAAUUUUUAAAACAACGUUUUGAGAAAAUAAACUUAUGUAUUUUUUAUUGGUUAGUAUUAAUAUUUAUAAUAUUUCACGUUUUUAAAUGUCUAAAAUAAUUUUUAAAAAAUUAUAAUAAAAUAUAUCUUCAUGUAAACAAAAGUUAUUGCAUAUAAAUCAUUUACGAUAACAAAAUUAUUAGCCAGUUCUAUAGGUUACGCUCCACCCAAUAAUAGUUGGUAAUAACAAGACAGUAUAGACACUCGAACCUAACAAUUCAUCAUCAUAAUUAAUAUGAUGGAUUCAUAAAUAUUUUAUAUGAUGUAUGCGAUGUAUCAUUCUUCGUAUUCAUAGUAAUACAUUGAUUUUAUUUUUUAUCAUCUUCUUUUAUCUGUUUGAACAAUUUUGAUCUGUGAAAAUUCCGAUAUCGAGACUUAUGACGAGUUAUAAUAGUAUACAAUAUAUAAAUCUCAAUUAAUCGGCUCGCUGUUAAUAAAGAAAAGUAAUUUAUAGUUAAUUGUAGUGAUUUUACUUUUCAAAUAUAAAUUUUAUUCAAACCGUAAUAGCUGUAAUAUUUUGGAUAAGUUCCAACAUUAUCAGAAACAUAUUUUCAAUUUUAUUUUUUAGCAACAGUUUAUUACCUACAUAAGAUAGUUAUAAAAAUUUGUAAAAUUUUAAGGUAAAACUUACUAGGUACUAUUAUAAUAACAGUUGUACGUACAUUAUAAUACUUGUUUUGAUACAUAAUAAAAACAAUAGACCUCGGACUAUAAGAUUAAUAAAAAUUAAUAAAAUUAUAAUUAAUCUUAGCUCAUGUUGAACAGAUAUAAAUUGAGAUAAAUUUCAACUGUAUUUAACCCACGAUACCUAUAAAUAUAUUGUGUUUACUAAUUAUUUGUAUUUUUUUGUUUUAUAUAAUUAUGUAUUUUAUAUUUGUAAACACAAUGUUCAUAAAUAAAAAAAAUUUAAAACAGAA
Molecule: messenger RNA, 4700 nt
Organism: Aphis gossypii (cotton aphid)
Lineage: Eukaryota; Metazoa; Arthropoda; Insecta; Hemiptera; Aphididae
Product: nose resistant to fluoxetine protein 6-like
Exons: 13
Coding region: 191-2362 (723 amino acids)
Molecular function (GO): acyltransferase activity, transferring groups other than amino-acyl groups
Source: RefSeq, a predicted model, not a curated record